This is a messenger RNA of Didymodactylos carnosus, 678 nucleotides long. The record is from the annotation of a GenBank genome assembly. Lineage: Eukaryota; Metazoa; Rotifera; Eurotatoria; Philodinida; Philodinidae.
AUGUUGCUAUUGUCGAUACUACUGCUAACGCCUAGCCUUUUCAUUACUACUGAUGCUGCUGAUGAUGUCGUUGUUUUCAGUAAUAUCACUUCAUCGUCCCCAAUGUCGAAUUUAUCAUUGUUAUUCUUAACAAUGCAAAAUAAUUUGAAUGUAUCAAUUCAAACACUUUUAUCAGCUUUAGAAAAUGAAAAAUUGAAUUUCAAACUGGAAAAACUAACAUUUCAACUAGAAAAACAAACAUUUCAACACGAAAAAGAAAAAUUUGAAUCAUUGAAGCAACCAAUCACAUCUGUGAUAACAAAAGAUGAUAUCAUACAUUUUAAUAUUGCCGGUGAAACAAUGGUUACCACCCGUUCAACUCUAACAUUUAUACCAAAUACAACAUUAUCGUACAUGUUCAAUGGUGAAUGGGAUCAUCGAUUCAAGGGAAAUCAUACAAGCAACAGUGAUGGUGGUUUACUAUAUUUAAAUUAUGAUCCACUAUUAUUUAAAUAUCUGUUAGGGCAAUUGAGAAGGUGGACAAAUCGUAAUAGAGCCGGUGAAUUUCUUUAUGCACCAACAGCAUCUACGGCGAAUAAUCAGUACGAUGACAUUGAAGAACAGUAUAAUGAAAUGCUUAUGCAACUUGGAUUUGAAUCAUUCGUUCAUAAUCAACAAGAUAGUAAGUAUCUCAAGUAA